AACGACUUGGGACUUCAACAUUUAACCAACUAAACUACCAAUAAGCACUUACCACACUACCGAUAUCAACCAUUAAGCCACCAAUAUGAUAUGAGACCAACUUCACAAUAUCAGUAUUCCAACAUUCGCUGAAUAAGCUCAAAUUCAGCGUAUUCAACGUAUAAAGCCAAUAUAACCAUGCACGCCUGUGUACCAUUUGUAAAAGUUACCCAGCGUCCACCAUCCACCGACCAAUAUAUCCCAGCGCGCUAAUCGCGGUCAUUCCGCAUUCACUCGCUAGUCGCUAGCAUCGCAUCGCAGUUCAAAACUUUGCACGCUCAGUUCGAAUUUGGCGCGCAGCCGGUACCGGUCAGAGUCGUGCGCGCUUAGCCAAAAGGACUUAUAUCGAAACGAACGAAGUGAGGGAGCAAAAAGUUUUUGUUUGUUGUGUUUAUUUGUUGUAUUUAUGGAAGUCAACGAACUGGUUUUAGUUAUAAUGAAAGACUUUAUGUGCAAGUUUUAGUGAGAUUUAUAUGAAAAACAUAGCAAUUAAGUGCCAGCGGAUACAUACAUGGUAACUACGGCGGCGCGUACGCUUACGGCAGAAUUGUAGUACAUCGUACUAUAAACAAGUUUAACCGUAGUAUUUAUUAUGGAUGGCGAAAAGAAAAUCAACAUGAGUGAGGGUGUUCCCUUGAACUCGACAGGUGCGGCUAAUAUAUUUCUGAAUACUGGUAAAAAUACCAAAUUAAAUUCACCCGAUGGGACUGUCAUUCAUCUCAAUACAGAGAAACCGUCGGACCUCGGCGUGCAUAUAAAUACAACGUUCUCAAUAGCGUCUUCCAAGAAAAUUAAGCUUUUGUUCGUGUUGAAUUUUUUGUUGAGUGUUAUAUGUAUGGUAAUAAGUUGUUCUAUAGCGUUCUAUUACUGGAACGAAAUGAUAUCAAUGAGGAGACAGUUGGACAUGAUUAAAGACCACUUUAUUAUGCAAAACUUGAACCAAGAUAGAGUUAUGCAGAGUGCCCUCGUAGCGCGCCCAAGGCCGCCGGGUCUCGUCGAGACUCGGGAACCAAGAACACGGUCCUUCGAGGAUGAAGAAGUCCCUCAGAAAGCUAGAAAAUUCUACGUCGAAGACCUUGGGGAAGACAUGUUGCUGGUAGACUCGAAGAAAAAAAAUGCUAGCAAAGACAAUUCUCCUGUUUAUGAUUUAACAGUGCUGCAAAGAGAAUUAGUGGUGGCUCAGUUUAAUGGUGCAGUCAGAGAAUUUAAUUUGGGGACACAAUCGAUAAUGGGUCCUUGGGUGCGCGAUGAGGAGGUGUCCUCGAAGAACAGUGAGGACAAGAUUGAGCUGACCAGCAACUACGUCACCAUCAAGGAAGGUGGUCUCUACCUGGUAUAUGCACAGGUUGUCUACCUAACCCAGUCUCCAAACUGCUACUUCAUAUGGGCGCGACAAGCUGGCAAGGAGCCUCGUCUGCUCACCACGUGCGCGACCGGCGACGACGCCAGCAAGCGACCACUGAACAAAUCCCAAAUGUCCUGCUCAGUGCAGACAGUAGCAAGACUUUACAAAGGAGACAUCGUGAACAUCGCGCAGAGAGAACCCAACAGAACGGUGUGGCUCAGACCAGGGUACAGUUACUUCGGCUUCGUGAAACUUAGUUCCUAAUAGGCUGUGAAUUAGUUAAGUUUAUAAAACGGUGUGACGCCCCGCACUGUGAGUCAAGCGCGGUGAAAACCGAGACAGUGUGGUCAAUGAUAUACGAAAAUAAGGUCAGUCGUUAUAAGACCGUAUUUUGUUAUUUGUUUCCUGGAAUAUAGCAAGCAAAAACAAUUUUACGAUAAUCGUACAUUUCCUGUAAUUCAAGAAUUUGUAGUUAUAGGUUUAAAAGCGAAACAAAGGUCUCUAGAUCGAGUGCGGACCAAUAACUGUCUGUUUAGUAACUGUUAGCAUGGCUAUCACGUACGGUGCGGGGCCGGCGACAACACUGCCAGUGAGAGGAUUGGUGCUACAAUGUGAUAGGGUCCUUAUUACACAAGUAACAAGGGGAUGGUAGGCUUACGAAACAAAAGUUUCAAUAUUUAGGUGAUCGCGCGUGCCAUAUGUACAUAAUGAAUUGAUUACGGACACAUCACAUAAAUGUGUAUUCUGUACAUUCAUAAUAUUGAUGUAUAAUCCCGAGUCGAAUUUCUUCAUUCAAUUCAGUACGGGUUCGAUUACGUAUAUAUACCAAUUACCAGUGUUUUUGAUCUCCUAAUUGGUAAGAAUUAUCCCACAUUUUGUACCAAAUUAUUGUGUUAAAAAUGACAAAUGUUUAUUUCUCGGUUAUAAUGACAGUGUAUCUAUAAGAUGUUGUACAUAUUAAUGAUAAGUUGGAUAAAUAUUGUAGUGAUGUAAACUACUUAAAACGAUUGCUCAAGAGCACUUUUUGCAUUGACUCAUAUUUUUAUGUGUACAUGUAAUUAUACAAUUUAGAUAAGGUUUCUAUGCAAUAUUAAUACUACACGAUAUGAGUACUAAGUUAGUGUAUUCUUCUUACCAUUAUUUAGUAUUUUUAAGAAGUUUUGGACUUGAAUGUUUUUUUAGUUAUUUCGUUUUGUUCUGCCAAUAUCACUUGUUAUCAUAGUGACCAAAUUAACAGAUAAUUUGGCCAUUUAAUGCAAGAUGUGUUACUGCCAUAGUGUUUAUAGCAAUAUUCUGUCAGUUCAGUUUUUUGUAUUUUCUCAUAAACAGUAAAAAUCGAGUCCCUGUAAAAAUUCAAAUGGUGCAAAUUAUUUUCGAGUGUGUUCACAUUCAUAAUAUAUUAAAAAGUUAGCCGGGAUAUAAUGCAGGGCGGUGUUGUUAUUAGCAUAGACAACAAAGAAUAUGCAGUCACCAUAUUUUAAUGAAACCUCUUUGUUUGUUAAUGUCAAUUGGCACCACUUGCAAACUGUUUAGUAAAGCACACUGCUAUAUAAUUAUAUUAUUUAUACCAUGUUAGUACAUAAUUAAUAUUGCUGCUAUUUAUUACAAUAUUGAACUAGUUUCAAUACCUGUAUUCAUACACUUACAACCAUUUCUUCAAAAAAAAAAAUUAAGAGAAAGGUAGGACAAAAACUAUAAAUAAAAGUAAUCAUAACAUUGUCCGAUUACCAUAGUUGUCAGUCAGUCAACUAAAUUUUCAGUGUAGAAAAUUACAUGAAAACUAGUCUGAUUAGAGUAAAAAUUGUCUUCCAUUGCUCUAAGCUCUAAACUGCCGAUUAAAAUAGAUAAUAAGAAUUUACAAGUGUGUGUCAAUUACUGACUAAAUAUAGAAAAUUGAGAUUUUGAUUUUGUCAAAUAGUUAAUAAGGGUGCAACAAUAGUAGACUAGUUAAGUAGUACUCACACAUUUGCAAUACGUGCCACAACAAUGACACCAACUAAAUAUCAUUAUUAAAACAAAACACGAUUAGUUACAUUGCGUAGUUAUUUAGUCAUAAGUCCUUUUUAUUGAAAAAUGUGAUAUCUUUAGUAAUAAAAUUUAUUUUGUACGAUUCUUGGAAAUUUGAUUGUACAGUUAUUAAUGUCUACUUAAAGUUAUUUGAAAUACUAUGUGUAUUUCUGUAUGUUUAUAAUAAUAUUUUUUGGAGUUAACUCCCGUCCACAAUAAAUGUGCCUUACAAAUGAAA
Messenger RNA from Trichoplusia ni (cabbage looper), 3629 nucleotides. RefSeq lists its product as uncharacterized. Gene Ontology annotation, biological process: immune response. The record is from RefSeq and is a predicted model, not a curated record. Lineage: Eukaryota; Metazoa; Arthropoda; Insecta; Lepidoptera; Noctuidae. Gene Ontology annotation, cellular component: membrane. Bases 632 to 1648 code for a protein of 338 amino acids. The transcript has 6 exons. Gene Ontology annotation, molecular function: receptor ligand activity; tumor necrosis factor receptor binding.